AUGGUCAACUACGGCGGUGACGAAGUCUCGGCGCUAGUCAUUGACAUCGGAGCGUCGUCCGUACGUGCGGGAUAUGCAGGAGAUGACUGCCCAAAAGCCAUCAUACCCACCUCCUACGGGUACCACCCAGCACCACCAGAUGCGGACGUGACUAUGAGCGAUGGCGCUGAAAACAUUGAUGCAGUGAACAAGUCGAAGUUUGCGAACAUCUAUAUUGGCCAAUCUGGGCCGUCUAUAUGGAGAGAGGGUAUGGAGGUCGGAAAUCCGAUGGUCGAGGGUCUCAUCCAGGAUUUCAACCCAAUAAAACCACUCAUUGACCAUGCCCUGGAAAAAACAAUGCGCGUCAACUCCUCCGAACAUCCCAUUCUCGUCACCGAACCUACCUGGAACACGCCUGCCAAUCGCGAACGCAUGGCCGAGAUCAUGUUCGAAGAGUUCAAUGUGCCUGCAUUCUAUAUUGCGAACACUGGGGUCCUAAACGCCUUUGCCGCUGGAAAGGGUUCAGCAUUGGUCAUCGAUGUUGGGCAAAGUAUGGCCAGCGUUACUCCAGUCGUGGACGGUUUCGUUCUUCGGAAAGGCCUGUCGUACUCACCACUUCCCAAACUCAUCCACGCUCAUGCUCGCCACAUUCUCAUCUCCCCUACUCCACAUAGACGGGGUAUUGAGCUUCUACCGCAUCAGUUAAUUGCCAACAAAACGCUGGUGGAUGCUGGCGCCCCUCCCAAAUUCACCAUUCGACAAGACCGGAUAGCUGGAACAACAGAGAGUUGGCGUAAUUGGGCUGAAACACGCGAAAUCGACGAAUGGGUGCAGAGUGUAGCAGGUGUUUUGGAUCAAGGAUGGAACGACGCAGUCGCUGCUCAACGAACAGCACGACAAUACGAGUUCCCUACCGGAUACAACAACUAUUUUGGGCUUGAACGUUUCCAAGUCGGAGAGCAAUUCUUCACGCAUUCGCCGCAGCUCGUUGCGUCGAACCCCAAUCUACCCAAAACAAUCCCACAACUCAUCACGGAGGCUCUACGCGCGUGCGACCCAGAGCUACGCCAGGUUCUCAUGGGUAAUGUUGUUCUCACAGGGGGAGGGACCCUCUUCUCUGGGUUUGCGGACCGGCUGACAGCUGAACUGACGAGGUCAUUCCCACACACGAAAAUCCAUGCUCCUGGCAACCCUGUCGAGCGCCGUUACGGUGGCUGGUUGGGUGGAAGUAUUUUAGCAAGUUUGGGCACUUUCCACCAGCUCUGGAUCAGUAAGGAGGAGUGGCAGGAACAUGGGAAGCCCAUUGUGGGCCAGAGGUGUAAGUAG
Molecule: messenger RNA, 1305 nt
Organism: Cyclocybe aegerita
Lineage: Eukaryota; Fungi; Basidiomycota; Agaricomycetes; Agaricales; Hemipholiotaceae
Source: the annotation of a GenBank genome assembly